This is a messenger RNA of Botrytis sinoallii, 1233 nucleotides long. RefSeq lists its product as uncharacterized. Lineage: Eukaryota; Fungi; Ascomycota; Leotiomycetes; Helotiales; Sclerotiniaceae. The transcript has 2 exons. Gene Ontology annotation, molecular function: phosphatidylinositol transfer activity. Bases 1 to 1233 code for a protein of 410 amino acids. Gene Ontology annotation, biological process: regulation of exocytosis; Golgi to plasma membrane protein transport. Gene Ontology annotation, cellular component: cortical endoplasmic reticulum; cytosol; plasma membrane. The record is from RefSeq and is a predicted model, not a curated record.
AUGAGUGCGGAACCCAAUAACAACCAGGCAAAGGCCGAUGUCCCAGAGGAAGUGGUGGAACCAAAAUCUACAACGGUGGAGGAAUCGAAAUCUACAAUUGAGCAAGAUCCAAAGCCUACAACAACGGAAUCACCACCAGUCAAGAUCGAUGACUCAACUCCAAUUCCACAAAUCACGCCCGAAGAACCAAAACCUACAAUCGCAGAGCCAUCAACAACUGAAUCAGUAGCCGCGGAGCCCACUACGGAACAACCCCAGGAAGCAGCCGUCAAGCUAGAAUCUGUCAAAGAAGCCGACGCGGAAGCAGCCGCUAAACUAGAAGCUACCAAAGAUGCUGAUGUGGAGAAAGCAGCUUCAACCUCUCAACACUCAGUCUCAUUCGACAAGACUACCAAGACACAUGAUGGCUCGCCAUUGUCAAAAUUCUAUUCAGAAUUGCCGGCAAUCCUCGAGGCAGCUGAAUACAAUGAGAUGUGGGGCAUUGUACUUGAUCCAUCGGAAACUCACGUUCAAACAAGUAUAGUUCUCGAGAAAUUCUUGCGAGCAAACACAAAAGACGUUCCUAAAGCCAAGGCUCAAUUGAUUGAGGCUUUGAAAUGGCGAAAGACCAUGCAACCACAGAAGCUCUUGGAAAGUACCGAGUUCGACACGGUCAAGUUCGGUAAUCUGGGAUAUGUAACGUCUUAUAAUAACAGCGACGGCGGCAAAGAAGUUAUCACUUGGAACAUCUAUGGGGCAGUCAAAAAUGUUAAGAAGACGUUCAGUGACGUUCCUGAAUUUCUUAAAUGGAGAGCAGCACUUAUGGAAUUAUCCAUUAAGGAAUUAGAUCUUGCCUCAGCAACGGAGAAGAUACCCGAAAACGGCCCUGAUCCAUAUCGCAUGAUCCAAGUCCACGACUAUCUCAAUGUCAGUUUCCUACGAAUGGACCCCAGUAUCCGUGCUGCAUCCAAAGAGACCAUCCAAACAUUCAGCAUGGCGUAUCCUGAGCUUUUGAAGGAGAAGUUCUUUGUUAACGUUCCCUUGGUGAUGGGUUGGGUUUUCGCGGCAAUGAAAAUCUUUUUGAGCGCCGAUACAAUCAAGAAGUUCCAUCCGCUCAGCUACGGAUCCAAUCUUGGCAGUGAGAUUCCUCAUGUUGCUGAAAAGUUACCAAAGGAGUACGGAGGAAAGGGGGAAGAACUGAAGAGUGGUCUCACAGUCAAAUAUGCUGAGGGAGAAGCCUCGAACUCCGCAUAG